This is a messenger RNA of Pocillopora meandrina, 3391 nucleotides long. Lineage: Eukaryota; Metazoa; Cnidaria; Anthozoa; Scleractinia; Pocilloporidae. The record is from the annotation of a GenBank genome assembly.
AUGGACAAUAUGGAUGAGAUUUCUUGGGCUCUCUUCACUGGCAUUGCAGUGGCAUCCGUUUUGCUUCAGACAUGUCGUUACAAAAAGGCUAUCGAGAUAUUCACCGAGUGCUUGGUUCUUUUCAAACAAUUUAAAGUGGAAAAGUUAAAUUCUUUUUCUGUCAUAGUCUUUCACAGGUUGUUUGACCUUUACUGUCUUGUUGGUGAUACCAAGAAUGCGAUUAAAAUUGGGGAAGAGGCAAUCCGUAUCCAUCUUCAAGGUACUGAUAUCCCAGCUAAAUCGCGCUUCUAUGUUGGAAAGCUUCUCUGCCGUCUGGAGCCCUUGUUCGAUUUCCCUAAAGCCAAGGACUUCUUUGGAAAGGAACUUAGAAUCUGGAUAGAAACUGGUAAUAAAAAGGAACUUGGAGUGAUAUUCAUGCAAAUUGGCAGACUACAUGGGGAAUUGGAGGAAUUCAAUCAGGCUAAAGAUUUUUAUGAAAAGGCAGUAGCAACUUUAAAGGAGGCCGGUGAUCAAGCUUUGAUAAAGCUAGGGGAAGCCUUAAAUGAUCUGGGAAAAUACUAUGAAAUUCUUCGAGACUUCCAAAACGCAAAACGUAUGCAACAUGAAGCCCUCGAAAUAAGUGAACGCACUGGAAAGAAGAGCGAAAAAAUUAUGAUUUACCGGAAUCUCGGUGACAUCCACACAUCUCUCAAAGAAUUUGACAACGCAGAAAAAUUUUACAGGAGGGCACUCUCGAUUAGUAAAGAGCUGAGAAACAAGAGUGGAGAAGCCUUCACGUAUAAAGGCUUAAGAGGUUUUUAUCAUGGUAAAAACGACUAUGCGAUGGCUGAAACGUACGCCAGGAAGGCACUCGAGGUUUACACGGAAAUCGGUGACAAGAAAGAGGAAGGUACUUUAAAUUGCGUACUUGGAACCCUCUGCCAUUUUCUCGGAAGAUACGAAGAGGCAUUAGAAUUCCACAGGCGAUCUCUUGCUAUUUACGAGAAAAUUGGUGAUAGAAUAGGAGAAGGACAACAAUACGCGAAUCUUGCUGUUGUAUAUCAGUCAAUGGGUGAUUUCUGUAAAGCAAAGCAAUAUUUUGAGCAGGCAUUGACAAUCAACAAGGAAACGAAUAUCACUCUAGGUCAAGGAAUAGACUACGGCAAUCUUGCAACUAUCUAUCGACAUCUUGGUGAUAAUGCCAGAGCACAGGAGUGUAGUGAAAAGGCACUAGAGUUAAAGAGUGGAACCGGCUUGCAAGAAACCACACUAUCCGAUUACCUUCACUUGGGAAUUUCCUGUCAGAAUCGUGGACAAUACGUGCAGGCCAAAGAACAUUUUGAGAAAGGUCGAAAGAUAGCGAGAGAGGUUGGUGAAAGAAGUAUGGAGGGAUCAAUUUUAUCCGAGUUAGCCGAAUUGGAGUCUAUCACUGGCGAGUCUGAAAAAGCGAAAGCGUAUUUCAAAGAAGCAUUGCAAAUCUUUAAAAGACAUCGGAGACAUCGCUCAGGAAGCGUUACAGCUCAAUAAUCUUGGGACUGUUUAUCAAUUGGAAGGCGACAUACCAACGGCCGUAAGAUACCUUGAAAGGUCAUUGCACAUCUUCAAACAAAUUGGAAACAAACAUUAUGAAAGUGUUGUUCUGGGAGCACUUGGAGAUCUGUAUAGUUCGCAAGGCGAAUAUGAAAGGGCCAUGCAACAAUACCAACAAGGAUUAAACAUAGUGAAAGAAACUAAAGGGAAAACAAUGGAAGCGAAAAUCCUCAAUUCCUUAGGGAAUUGUUACUUCGAUCAAAAGGAUAUGAAAAAAGCGAUGAUGUUUUUCAAACAGGCACUUUCGUGUUGCGAAAAGAUUGAAGACCUUCGAGGCACAAGCAUUUGCUGCUGUAGUAUAGCAUGCGUUUAUCAUUUGACUCUAGAUCGUGAAAACUUUUGGUUGUAUCUUAAAAGAAGUAUUAGGGCUCUUGAGGAGACGCAGAAAUCAAUUGGAGAAAGCGAGUAUUACAAGAUAGGCUUUGCUGACAAACACGAUAGACCUUACAAAUUAAUGGUUACCACAUUGAUCACAUUGAAAAAGUUUGAUCUAGCUUUGUCAAUUGUGGAGCUUGUACGUGCCAGAUCACUUGCGGAGUUGAUGGUAAAGAGAUAUUCUGCACCACCUUUGCCUGACUUGGAUUCCAGCCAAUUGACUUGUUUCCAUCAUACUGUCAGAGAUAAGGAUAAGUCCUGCCUAUCAUUCUAUUUUGCACAAGGAAAUCUUUUCUCUUGGAUUUUAAGGGCUAACCAAGAAACGAUGCUUAAAGCGGACAAAACAGAAGAUUUCCUUGAAAACAUCCGACGUCAAGGCUCACGGUCGACCCAAGACUGGGUAGAGAAUCUUGCAAAUCAGUGUUACAGACAGUUUUCACUUUUGCCAGGCGAACAGUGUGAAGAUCGUUCACUGUUUCCUCUUCAUAAAGAUUUUGACAGACGAUCCCCAGCCGAGCCUCAAGAAAGCCCAAAAUUUGAACAAGGCCAAAACACCUGCCAAGUCAAGGAGAAGAAUGAAGGAAGUUCAAAUGAAGAACCACCCCUCAAAGUGUUGCAUAAAGUCAUCAUCACUCCUGUGGCUGAUCUUCUGAAAGGAUCCGAGAUAAUUGUCGUCCCUGAUAGUUCGUUAUCCAGAGUUCCAUUUUCUGCGUUGAUGAACGAGAGAGGAGAAUUUUUGGCAGAAAAGUUCAAGAUUCGGUACACCCCAUCUUUGACGACUCUCAAGCUGAUCCAGGACAGUCCUGCAGAUUAUCACAGUGGAAGUGGUGUUCUUAUAGUCGGCGAUCCUGAUGUUGGUACUGUCACGCACCAGGGAAGUGAGUUAACAUUUAGUCCAUUACCGUGUGCUAGAAAAGAAGUUGAAAUGAUUGGAAAGAUUCUUCACGUUCAACCCUUAACUGGUAAAGAAGCUACCAAGGAAGCGGUACUACAGAAGAUACACUCUGUAAGUCUCAUUCACAUUGCUGCACAUGGUGAACCAAAGAGAGGUCAUAUUGCAUUAGCUCCAUCCAACCGAGAGAAGAAUGACUUUCUGUUGACAAUGGCCGACAUCUCCGCAGUCAGAUUGCGAGCCAAACUGGUCGUACUCAUUUGCUGUCACAGUGGAAAAGGACAUAUAAGAGCUGAGGGAGUUGUUGGCAUCGCUCGAGCCUUCUUAGGAUCCGGCGCUCGUUCGGUGUUGGCGUCUCUCUGGGCUGUGGACGACGAAGCAACAAUGGAGUUCAUGAAGCAAUUCUACCAGCACUUGGUGAAUGGAAAGAGUGCGAGUGAAUCUCUUCAUGAAAGCAUGAAAUGGAUGAGAGAGAACCCAGACUACUCGGAAGUGAGAAAAUGGGCACCAUUCGUGUUGAUUGGAGAUGAUGUGUCAUUCCGAUUCGCCAAAUGA